Messenger RNA from Pyrus x bretschneideri (Chinese white pear), 879 nucleotides. Its product is annotated as guanosine deaminase. Gene Ontology annotation, biological process: purine nucleoside catabolic process. The record is from RefSeq and is a predicted model, not a curated record. Gene Ontology annotation, molecular function: zinc ion binding; guanosine deaminase activity. The coding region runs from base 143 to 805 and encodes 220 amino acids. NCBI's taxonomy places the organism in Eukaryota, Viridiplantae, Streptophyta, Magnoliopsida, Rosales, Rosaceae. The transcript is spliced from 4 exons.
UAUAUAAUAAUUCGUGGACUAUCACAAAUCACAGCUCUCUCAUCUUCUCAAUCUCUCCAUCUCUCACUUCGCUUUCUUUCUCCUUUCCUUCCACGUUCCUCUGAUCUUUCUUUCUUCCUCCACACAAUCCCAUUUCCCAUCAAUGGCGGAAGCUAACGCGGUGGAAGCGCAAGACGGAACCCUUUCUGUGGCCUCUGCAUUUGCAGCACAUCAAGAAGCUAACACCAAACCCGUCUUAUGUAAACAAAGGCGGUACUUUGCAACCAGAUCUGGUCUUCGUAUUUAUCAUGCUUUGCCUUUUGUUUUGAUUGUUCAACCAGUUGAACAGGAUAGAGAUCACAAAUUCUUAACAGAAGCAGUUGGAGAAGCUUAUAAGGGAGUUGAUUGUGGAGACGGCAGGCCAUUUGGUGCAGUUAUUGUUCGCGAUGAUGAAAUAGUCGUAAGCUGUCACAACAUGGUUCUAAAACAUACUGAUCCGACCGCCCACGCAGAGGUUACUGCCAUAAGAGAGGCCUGUAAGAAGUUGAAUCGAAUAGAGCUCUCGGACUGUGAAAUAUAUGCAUCCUGUGAGCCAUGCCCAAUGUGCUUUGGUGCUAUCCAUCUUUCAAGACUUAAGAGGUUGGUUUACGGAGCUAAAGCCGAAGCUGCCAUAGCAAUUGGUUUCGAUGCUUCCAUUGCGGACGCGUUGAGGGGCACUGCAUUUUACCAGAAGGCUCACAUGGAGAUCAAGAAAGCUGACGGGAACAGCGCGGUCAUUGCCGAACAGGUAUUUGAGAAAACAAAGUCGAAAUUUCACAUGCAUUGAUUUCACGAUUGCUCCCUUCUUGGUGAAACAUCCAAAACAAUUGAUUGAAGUCUUAAUUCUCCUUGUCAUUAUUA